Molecule: messenger RNA, 2085 nt
Organism: Macrosiphum euphorbiae (potato aphid)
Lineage: Eukaryota; Metazoa; Arthropoda; Insecta; Hemiptera; Aphididae
Source: the annotation of a GenBank genome assembly
AUGAUAAAGUUGGAUAUACUCCCCCCUUUACUUGAUCGUUCCCAUAAUUAUUAUGACUUCCGCCGUGCUCCCUAUUCAAAAAUAUGCGAAUUCUUAAAUUCAUUUAAUUGGUUGGAGACCAUAAUAUCUCUCGACGUUGAUGAAGCGGCUAAGGCAAUUUAUGACGCCUUGCACUUUUGCAUUUUAAACUUUGUUCCGGAAGUGUCUUAUAUACCUUCGACAUUCCCGAAAUGGUUUUCAAAAAAUCUUAAGCAUAUUGUUUUAAGCAAGAAAAGGGCACAUGCCAAGUUUAAAGCUUCACGCUGUCCCCUUGAUUAUGCGGAAUUUUCCGCACUUCGUGCCUCUUAUAAGGCUGAAUACAAGAGAUGUCAUACUGUCUACCUGUCUCGCACUGAGUCUAUGCUUAAAUCUAACCCCAGGUCGUUUUGGGACUUUGUCCGAGUUAAUAAAUCUAGCAACGAAAUUCCCCACUCAGUACAUUUUGAUAAUUUACAAAGCUCGGGUUCAGAGUCUGUCUCUAACUUAUUUUCCCAUUACUUCAAUACAGUCUAUGUCCCUCCUUUGUCUAAUGACCAUUCGUCUCCUUUUUUGUUCCAUGACCUACCUAGCACUUGUUCAUUCGACAUCGAUGAUGUUGACGCUGGUCUAGACGCACUAAAAAAUGUUAAGUCCGUAGGCCCCGACGGCUUGUCAGGUAUAUUCUUAUACAAUGUGAAAUCUUCAUUAUGUUUUCCACUGUGGCUACUUUUUAAGCGUUCAAUCGAAAGUGGAGUUUUUCCCUCUUCUUUCAAGAUUAGCUCUGUCACUCCUAUUUUUAAAUCUGGUGAUAAAGCUGAUGUCAAAAAUUAUAGACCUGUUUCUAUUUUGAGCCACAUAUCCAAACUGUUUGAACUUCUAGUAUUGAGAAGUAUUCAAUCGCCAAUUAACUCUAUUCUAAUCGACGAGCAACAUGGGUUUAGGCCUGGUCGCUCGACCACUACUAAUUUACUCGUUUUUAACAAUUUUGUUAUGAAGGCUGUCGAGAAGCACAUCCAAGUUGAUGUUAUUUUCACAGACUUUACUAAAGCCUUCGAUAGAGUCGACCAUGGCCGCCUAAUCGAGACCCUAUACAAAACUGGGUUCGGUGAACCAUUGUUGUCUUGGUUCAAAUCUUAUUUGUCAGACAGAGUCCAAUGGGUGAAAGUGUUCGGAUGCAAAUCAUCCAUCUCAAAGGUCUCUUCUGGAGUUCCUCAAGGAGGACAUUUAUCUCCAAUAUUGUUUUCUUUGUAUGUAAAUGGCAUCAAGGAAAUUGUCAAAAACUGUGAACUUCUCAUGUUCGCCGACGACUUGAAGCUCUUUAGGAAAAUUGAUAACUUAUCUGACUGCUCUACGCUCCAGAAUGAUCUCAACAACCUGGUCUCCUGGUUUAAUAAUAUUGGUCUUCAGUUUAAUGUAAAUAAAUGUCAUUCCAUGUCAUUUUUAAGACACCGCUCCCCUAUUAACUAUACUUACUCCAUCAAUGGUUCAAGUGUAACAUCGGUUUGUAGUAAGAAAGACCUAGGUAUUAUCUUUAAUUCCGAUCUCAAUUUUCACUCCCACACUGAAAUGAUAUGCUGCAAAGCCUUAAAAACGCUUGGGUUUGUAAUGCGCAUAUCAAAGGAGUUCAAUUUAUCUUCUUCAUUAAAAACUUUAUACUGCUCAUUGGUCCGUUCACUUUUAGAGUAUGCAUCGGUCCUAUGGGACCCUUAUACGGUAUCUGACUCAUGUCAAUUAGAGCGUGUUCAGAGACGGUUCUUAUCUUGCGCAGCUUUUGUCUUAAAAAUAAAUCAUCCUCCCCAUGAUUAUUUCUUAGUUAUGCAGGAACUCAGCCUCAUUUCACUGGCCGACAGGCGAUUUAACGCUAACAUUGAGUUUCUGAAUAAACUGAUUGAUGGUCGUAUAGAUGCUCCCUCACUUCUCUCGAUAGUCGAUUUCAGAGUUCCUUCCCGUGCUACUAGAUACCAUGCUCCCUUCGUUGUUCCUGCGCACACUACCAAUUAUGGCAGAAAUAAUCCGUUAGACCGCAUGAUGCGGCUGGCCAAUGAGAGCACCGUUUAUCAAAACUGA